Molecule: messenger RNA, 930 nt
Organism: Carcharodon carcharias (great white shark)
Lineage: Eukaryota; Metazoa; Chordata; Chondrichthyes; Lamniformes; Lamnidae
Product: Golgi phosphoprotein 3-like
Exons: 4
Coding region: 36-887 (283 amino acids)
Biological process (GO): Golgi to plasma membrane protein transport; retrograde vesicle-mediated transport, Golgi to endoplasmic reticulum; Golgi organization
Cellular component (GO): cytosol; trans-Golgi network; Golgi cisterna
Molecular function (GO): phosphatidylinositol-4-phosphate binding
Source: RefSeq, a predicted model, not a curated record
CGGUGGCGGCGGCGGUGGUGGUGGGAGCGGGGCCCAUGUCGACCCUGACUCACAGGGCCCGGCGGGCCGAGGCGGCCCGAGGCCCCGAGCGGCCGGAGGCCGGCGUGGAGGAAGCGGACGAGAACGGGCCUCAGGAGGAAGAGGAGGCGGACGCCAAGGAGCUGAGGCUGACCCUGAUGGAGGAGGUGCUGCUGCUGGGGAUCAAGGACCGAGAGGGCUACACCUCGUUUUGGAAUGACUGCAUCUCAGCAGGGCUGCGUGGCUGCAUCCUGGUGGAGCUGGCUCUGAGAGGCCGCAUACAGCUGGAACCUGCCACCCUGCGGCGGAAGAGCCUGCUCAACCGCAAGGUUCUGUUCAAGUCGGAUGCUCCAACUGGGGAUGUCCUCCUAGACGAAGCCUUGAAGCACAUCAAAGCCACGGAACCAACUGAGACAGUCCAGAACUGGAUUGAGCUGCUCACAGGUGAAACGUGGAACCCGCUGAAGCUGAACUACCAGAUCCGCAACGUGCGCGAGCGGCUGGCCAAGAGCCUGGUGGAGAAGGGCGUCCUGACGACGGAGAAGCAGAACUUCCUGCUCUUCGACAUGACCACCCACCCGGUGACCAACGACACGCUCAAGCAGCGGCUCAUCAAGAAGCUGCAGGACGCCUUCCUGGACAAGUGGGUGAAGGACCCGCAGCGCAUGGACAGGCGGCUGCUGGCCCUCGUCCUGCUGGCCCACAGCUCGGACGUUUUGGAGAACGCCUUCGUCCCCCUCCUGGACGACCAGUACGAGCUGGCCACCGGCCGGUCCCGCGAGCUCCUGGAACUGAACCCGGACGUGGAGUGCAGCAAACCAAACGCCAAUGAAAUGAUCUGGGCUGUCAUGGCCGCUUUCUCUAAGUAACAAUGGGCCCUUUUUUCUCCCCCCCCCCCCACCCCCAAACCCC